GGGCAUGUUUGUCAAAAAUUCGCAUUCACUCGCUCUAUUUCUCCAACGUUCGCUUUGAUUGAAGUCCGGUGUGAAUUUGUCGCCAAUUUUUUUAACAAGAAAUUCUAUAUUGCUGCAUUAUUUAAACUGAUAUCUAGUCAUAGCACAAAACUUCAGGGUUAUAUGAAGACGCUGCGCCUGCUAAACCAAGUAGCAAACAGUUCAAGUAUUCUGUCUCGUGAGCUACAAAUACCGCGGCUUCAAACACAGUUGAAAUCUUUUUUAUCUAAUUGGAGUAAGUACCGUCGGUUAGCAAUGCCUGAAGCGCAAGAAAGUAUCAAUUUCCAGUAUCCGGAAGCCCGCCGCGAUGAAUCGGUGGUGGAGGAGUUCCAUGGAGUUAAAAUAGCUGACCCAUAUCGUUGGUUGGAAGAUCCGGACUCGGAGGAAACGCAAGCCUAUGUAGAAAAGCAGAACAAGAUAUCGCAACCGUUUCUGGAAGGUUGUGACGAGUGGAAAAAGUUGAACGAAAAGCUGACAAAACGUUGGAAUUAUCCCAAGUAUUCGUGCCCGUUCAAACAUGGAAACCGAUAUUUCUUUUACAUGAACACCGGUUUACAGAAUCAAGACGUUCUGUAUGUACAAAACUCGCUGGAAGACGAGCCGAAAGUUUUUUUGGAUCCCAAUUUAUUGUCCAAGGACGGAACAACUGCUUUAGUUGGUUCUCGAUUCUCGGACGAUGGAAAUCUAUUUGCCUAUGGUUUAAGUCAAAGUGGAUCUGAUUGGACCAAACUGAGAAUGCGAGACGUGAAUACAGGGGUGGACUUUCCUGAAGUUUUAGAGCACUGUAAGUUUGUCACGGCCUCUUGGACAAAGGACAACAAGGGGUUCUUCUACGCUCGCUACCCUGUAGCUGAAGGAAAAGCCGACGGUUCGGAAACGGCGGCGAACGAAAAUCAGAAAUUAUACUAUCAUGUCGUUGGAGAAUCACAGGACAAGGAUGUGCUUAUUGCAGAAUUCCCGGAGGAACCUUCGUGGAGAUUAACGCCAGAGGUGUCUGACUGUGGAAAGUACCUGAUGCUGUUCAUCAUGAAGGGUUGUAAGGACAUGUUACUAUACUUCAGCAACCUGGGAAAUUCCGGAGGCAUCAAAGGAAAGUUGGACUUUGUCAAAGUGGUUAGCGAGUUCGACAGUGAUUACGAUUACAUUACAAACGAAGGAAGCAUUUUCUCAUUUCGUACAAACAAGUGCGCACCAAACUAUCGUAUUGUGAACAUUGAUUUCGAAAACCCUGCCAUCGACAACUGGAAAACUUUAAUUGAGGAGCAUCCAAAGAACGUGCUGGACUGGUCCAACUGCGUCAACAAGGACAAGCUUGUGCUUGCUUACAUUGACGAUGUUAAGUCGGUACUGCAGGUACACAGCUUGCAUGACGGUAGUUUUAUAUCCACGUUCAAGCUGGAGAUUGGUACCAUCGUAGGGUUCAGUGGCAAGAAAAAAUAUUCGGAGAUGUUCUACCAUUUCGUGUCUUUCUUAACGCCAGGAAUUAUCUAUCAUUAUGAUUUUGCCAAAGAGGAACCGCAGGCUGUCAUUUUCCGGCAGGUUAAGAUCGAAAACUUUGAUAACAGUUUGUACAAGGUAGACCAGGUGUUCUACGAGAGCAAGGAUGGUGAACGGAUUCCGAUGUUUGUAGUGCAAAAGAAAGCGGAUGAUCAAGUGGAAAAACCUUGCCUACUUUACGGUUACGGAGGUUUUAAUGUUUGUGUCCAGCCAUUCUUCAGUAUCACAGGUUUGGUGUUCAUCGAUUCGUUUGAUGGGAUUCUCGCUUAUCCAAACAUUCGUGGUGGCGGUGAGUACGGCGAACGUUGGCAUAACUCAGGCCGACUGCUGAAGAAGCAGAAUGUAUUCGACGACUUCCAAUAUGCGGCUAAGCAUCUGGUGGAGAGUGGCCGUACCCGUUACAAAAAAAUCGCAAUCCAUGGCGGCUCCAACGGAGGUUUGCUAGUUGGAGCAUGUAUUAAUCAACGACCAGACCUAUUUGGAGCCGCAGUUUCUCAAGUGGGCGUCAUGGACAUGCUGCGCUUCCAUAAGUUUACCGUCGGUCGCGCUUGGGUGUCCGAUUAUGGUGAUGUCGAGCAGAAGGAACACUUUGAAAACCUGUACAAGUAUUCUCCGCUUCACAAUGUGCACACGCCAAAGUCCGAGAAAGAGGAGUAUCCUGCGACGCUUGUCCUAACCGCGGACCACGACGAUCGUGUUAGUCCGCUGCAUUCGCUGAAGUUCGUUGCCGAAUUGCAUCAUGCAAUUAAGGAUUGUGAGUUUCAGAAAAAUCCACUGUUACUGCGAGUAUAUAGCAAAACAGGACAUGGAGCCGGUAAACCAACAGCUAAAAAGAUUGAUGAAGCAACUGAUAUACUAACGUUUAUGUUCAAAGCAUUAAAACUUAAGUUGACCUUCUGAGGGCUGUAGCAACCGCUACGGAACAUUUCUUAUUAGCUUUCGUAUGGCCAUCUUGUUUGUUUUUUUUAACUGUAUAAAUAGCAUAAUGAUUUGUAUUAAUAUACUUACACGGUAUAAUAGUCAUUGAAAUAUCGUAGUAAAUAAAUUAAUUGGAAUCAGGUA
Messenger RNA from Topomyia yanbarensis, 2598 nucleotides. Its product is annotated as prolyl endopeptidase. Gene Ontology annotation, molecular function: oligopeptidase activity; serine-type endopeptidase activity. The transcript has 8 exons. Gene Ontology annotation, cellular component: cytosol. Gene Ontology annotation, biological process: proteolysis. The record is from RefSeq and is a predicted model, not a curated record. NCBI's taxonomy places the organism in Eukaryota, Metazoa, Arthropoda, Insecta, Diptera, Culicidae. The coding region runs from base 163 to 2436 and encodes 757 amino acids.